Messenger RNA from Cannabis sativa, 2340 nucleotides. RefSeq names its product pentatricopeptide repeat-containing protein At4g21065. Gene Ontology annotation, biological process: RNA modification. NCBI's taxonomy places the organism in Eukaryota, Viridiplantae, Streptophyta, Magnoliopsida, Rosales, Cannabaceae. The record is from RefSeq and is a predicted model, not a curated record. Bases 116 to 1900 code for a protein of 594 amino acids. Gene Ontology annotation, molecular function: zinc ion binding; RNA binding; protein binding. The transcript has a single exon.
AGUUUGAAAAUUUUAUCAAGUAGAGUUAACAAGAGAGUGAAAGUUGGUUAAUAUAUGAAAAUAGUACACAUGAUCUGUGUGCCUCCAUAGAUAUGAUAAGAUAACAUUAUAUUACAUGUUAAAUUCUACUCUCAUCGGAGCUCUGCCAUGCACAUCGGCGGCGGCGCCGCCGCCACCACCUCCGAAGAUGGAGAUAAACUCCAUGCCCGAAGCUCUGCAACUCCAUGCCCAAAUACUCAAAUCAGGCAAAACCCAACAAAAGAACCUUACCAACAUCUUCACUUUCUCAGCUCUUUCCUCCAAUGGCGACCUCACUUAUGCCCGUCUCAUUCUCAACUCUAUCCCAUCCCCCAAUUCAUUCCACUACAACACCAUGAUCCGUGCCUACUCUCGGAGCCCCGACCCAAUCAAAGCUCUACACUUUUUCCUCUAUAUGGCUCGUAACAGCCCGACCCGACCCGAUAAGUUCACGUACCCGUUUGUUCUCAAGUCGUGUGCUCGAUUGGGACUGAGUCAACAAGGGAAACAGCUUCAUGGGUUGAUAUUAAAGUCGGGUUUCUGCUCAGAUAGGUAUGUGCAGCAUUCUUUGAUUCACAUGUACUGUGCUUGUGAGGAAGUUGGUCAUGCGUAUAAGGUGUUUGAUAAAAUGUCUGAGAGAGAUGUUGUGUCUUGGACUGUGAUGAUUGAUGGGCUUGUUGAUAAUGAUAGACCCAUGGAAGCAAUACAAUUGUUUGAGGAGAUGGUUAAGGACAGAGUUGAAGUUAAUGACGUUACUGUUGUGUCGAUUUUGAGAGCUUGCGCGGAGACAGGGGCGUUAAGCGUUGGAAUGAGAGUUCAUGAGGUUGUGAAGGAGCAGAGGAUUGGUUUGAAGGCUCAUGUUAGCACUGCACUUAUUGAUAUGUACGCGAAAUGUGGUUGUAUAAAGAAUGCAAGGCGAGUUUUCGACGAGAUUAGUGUUAAUAAGGAUGUUUAUUCUUGGACUGCCAUGAUAGCUGGGCUUGCAAGCCAUGGGAAAUGUGAAGAUGCUAUUGACUUGUUUAAUCAGAUGCAAGAGCUAAGCAUAAAACCAGAUGAGAGAACAAUGACUUCGGUUUUAUCAGCUUAUCGAAAUGCAGGUUGGGUGAGUGAAGGUUACAGAUUUUUGAAGACUAUGCACAAGAAGUAUGGAAUCUGGCCUACAAUUCAACAUUAUGGAUGUGCUGUAGAUCUACUUGCUAGAGCUGGACACUUAAGUGAUGCUGAAGAGCUUAUCAAAAAAAUGCCUGUCAAACCUGAUGGGGUUUUGUGGAGAACUUUAAUAUGGGGUUGCAAAGUUAAUAAGGAUAUGAAUCGAGCUGAGCGUUUGAUAGAUCAUCUUAAGAGUUUAAAGAUGGAUUCAAGUGAUGAUUGUGGCAAUUUGGUGUUGAUUGGAAAUGUGUAUGCAUCAGCAGGAAAGUGGCUUGAUAAGGCAAGAACUAGAGAGUUGAUGAACAAGAGAGGACUUGUUAAGCCACCGGGGGCUAGUAAGAUUGAGAUUGAUGGGGCGGUUCAUGAAUUCAUAGUGGGAGAUUCAGAUCAUCCUGAAGCCGAAAAAAUAUAUGCCAAGUUGGAUGAAAUAGAAGAGAAACUAAGAGAAGAAAAGUAUCAGCCGAAACUUCACGAGGUCUUGCUUGAAGUCGAUGAUGAGGAAAAGGCGUUCCAGUUGAGUCACCACAGUGAGAAGCUUGCUCUUGCAUUUGGACUUAUAAAAACAAAUCCGGGGACUGAAAUUCGGAUUGUGAAAAACUUGCGAUCUUGUGAAGACUGCCAUGCUUUUAUGAAAGUGAUUUCGAAGAAAUACCAUAGAGACAUAAUAAUGAGAGAUCGAAUACGCUUCCACCAUUUUAGCAACGGGGAAUGCUCUUGCAAAGAUUACUGGUGAUAUACCAUACCAUCAAUGGAAAGAGAUUACUUUAUUGUGUAAAAGCAAAUGUAGAGAACAAAGUUUCAAAUUUUGAAUUUCUAUUGGUUCAAAUUUGAGAACUUUUCAAGUCUGUAGCUCUGUAUUUAAGCAUUCUGCAGGGUAGUAAACGUGUACAGAAUUUCAUUUGAGUCAAGAAGAUGACUUUCAUGGGCUCUUCAAACACUUCAGAGACUUAUUUUACUCUCAGCUAACAUUGUAUAGAUACCUCAGCCUCAGCAUGCAAGAAUCUAGUAACCUUUAGUACAAAACCCCCAUUUUUCAAUGUAAGAUUUUAGUGACUUUUCUGGUAGUUUUCUGGUCUAUCUACCCUAUUUGUUGUUGGAUUCAUGUGUACUGUAAUUUUACUUGAAUACAUAGAUACGUAGAUAUAAAAAUGUUGUAGUAAGCUUACAUUAUGC